Molecule: messenger RNA, 979 nt
Organism: Paraglomus occultum
Lineage: Eukaryota; Fungi; Glomeromycota; Glomeromycetes; Paraglomerales; Paraglomeraceae
Source: the annotation of a GenBank genome assembly
GUUUGGAAAUCCAUCCAAUGGAGAACGAGAUAGGACGAGAUAUUUACAACAAAUUCCUUCUACCAUACAAGAAGAACAAUCAAUUUCUUUUCCCUACGGAACCGAUGAUGAUAACGGCGUACGGGACCACAACUACAAUAGCCACUGUAUGGGAUGCCCUCCUCUAUCUCUACACGAUAAACUUCCAGUCCAAAAAUACGACGUAUCAGAAACAAAAUUGCCCAUCCGCGGAAACAAAUUCUUGGAUUCGUCUAGGAUGGAGGCCGGAUCUUCCGAUCGAAUCUCGCACAAUAUCAGUGCGGACAGCAGAAGUGAAGAUACCGUGCCAGAAUUGCAAGAUUUGCUUGAAAAAUUGAAGAAAGAUCCUUGCGGAUUCCGUGAAACUAGAGACGAAAGGUUAUUGCACCCAGAAGAUAGGGAGUACUUCUGUGAAAAUUUCGGUAUCACUGGUGUCCACCCGGUGUUUGUAGACCAUUCUGGAAUGGUCGUUUGGAUGUUAGAUGAUCGUGGGAUCAUGUUUGAAUGGAACGACAUGGAACAAGGUAUGAACUACUUGGGGAUUGAUCUGAGGAAAGGCAGGAGUUGCCGUGCACUGAUUGAUGACCAGAUUCAAACUAUUGUUGAUUACUUCUUCAAGAAUCCCAAUACCGAAUUACCCGAUAAUCAGCGGAGCUGGGACGACCAAGAUAGUUUUAACAAUUCUUUAGAUGAUUUAUCCGAAACUGGAGAAAAAAUAAGUGAGAAAGUCUUCCGAAAGGAGGAUGCUAUUGCAUCUGAAUCUUUACCAGAAACCGAGAAAGAGAGUACUCAGGUUCGAUUAAUCCCAAUGACAGUUCAUCAAACCAUUAGUGAUCACGUCGAAUCACAAUCAUCAUCACCGCAACUAUUUAAAUUCACUUUCUCUCCCGUACAUCCUCUUAUCAUUCUUGUUAGUUCAAAUCCGAUAAUAGUAUCUUUUCGUUAUCACCCCCAGCGAUAA